Macaca mulatta (Rhesus monkey) is the source of this 2893-nucleotide messenger RNA. The record is from RefSeq and is a predicted model, not a curated record. Lineage: Eukaryota; Metazoa; Chordata; Mammalia; Primates; Cercopithecidae.
CUCCUUCCGGAGAGUUGGGAGACCGACUCCCUCCGCUGGCCGGUCGCCUCUCCUACCUCGGCGGAGCUUCCUGGGUCGCGCCGCGCCCGGUCUCCUCACAUCUCCUCUAGGCCUGGCAGCGGCGGUCCUCUCGGACGGAGACGGGGCCGGGCAGCGCCUAGCCGGAUCCAGCGCGGCUGCCAUCGCGCCCUGGGCUUGUGCGCCCCCCGCGAGCCAGUCUGUUCUGCGCGCCCGAGGCCUUCCGCAGGCGUGGGAAAAGGAAAAACGCCAGGCCGUGCAAGGGACCCUGCAACCCCUCGGCGGCGGGGCGGUGGCGGCCUCCUCUGUCCGGAGCCGCGGAGAGGGAAGCCAGGUCCCCCUCGUGGCUGGGAGCCGGAGGGGUGCAUUUCGACCUGCCCAAGAUACUUUCUAGGGCUCUGGCUGGAAUUCGCAUCAAGCCCUCACUGAAAUGCUGGGCGAGGCCGAUUUGUCCACGAUGUUGCUCCUUAACCUUAAGUUACUUGCAAUAGGAGCCUGUGGCCCUCGCGACUGUUAAGUGCCUUACCCUGCCGGGGAAAUGACGGUUCCUCGUAACCGCACGCAUACUUUCCUUUAGAAAAGCCAGGCCCGACAGGACGCAGUGGGUCACGCUUGUAAAUCCCAGCACUUUGGGAGGCCGAGGCCGGCCCAUCACUUAAGGUCAGGAGUUCGAGACCAGCCUGACCAACAUGGAGAAACUCCGUCACUACUAAAAAUACAAAAAUUAACCGGGCGUGGUGGCGCGUGCCUGUAAUCCCAGCUACUGGGGAGGCCGAAGUGGGAGAAUUGCUUGAACGCGGGAGGCUGAGGUUGCAGCGAGCCUAGAUCGCGCCACUGCACUCCAGCCUGGGCGACCAGAGCCAGACCCUGACUCAAAAAAAAAGAAGGAGCCGGGCGCGGUGGCUCACGCCUGUAAUCCCAGCACUUUGGGAGGCCUAGGCGAGCGGAUCAGCCUAGUUAAUAUGGUGUUCGAGACCAGCCUAGUUAAUAUGGUGAACCACUGUCUCUACUAAAAAUACAAAAAUUAGCCGGGCGUGGUGGCGCGCGCCUAUAGUCCCAACUACUCGGGAGGCUGAGGCAGAACAGUCGCUUGAACCCGGGAGACAGAGGUUGCAGUGAGCCGAGAUCGCUCCACUGCACUACAGCCUGGCCGACAGAGCCUCUCAAAAAAAAAAAAAAAGAAAAGCCAUCCAAAAGUGAGAAGGAAAAACAAAGUUGGUGUAACUGGCUGUUUCGGAAAACUGUCAUCCGGAUAACGGGCUAUCUAACCCUAUAAUUACGAGAAGGGCCCGAGUUUUAAGAAAUGAGUUCGAAAAUGAGUUGAAGAAGAGGAAGGCACUCUUCCUACAAGACAAGAAGUGGUAGCUUAUAUAUAAGACGCGUCCUUUUAAAGCGAUUGUACAGUGUGGUAGGACUAGGUUAGGAAACUGGACGGCAUGGCGACUUCUGUGUUAAAACACAGGAGCACCCUUAAUGGUAAAACCUCAAGCUUCCGGAGCAUGUCGGUGGGGAGGGACUUAACCGCGGAACCCAACAUCCCCGGGUGCCGUUUUCCAGCCGGAGUCGGGGUCAGUUAGCCUUUCCUACUGCGCAGGCUCAAUGCUACUUACCCGUAAUGGAAGCAAUGUGGCUCCUGUGUGUGGCGGCGGCGGUCGUGGCAUGGGGCUUCCUCUGGGUUUGGGACUCCUCAGAACGAGUGAAGAGUCGGGAGCAGGGAGAACGGCUGGGAGCCGAAAGCCGGACCCUCCUGGCCAUAGCGCACCCUGACGAUGAAGCCAUGUUUUUUGCUCCCACAGUGCUAGGCUUGGCCCGCCUAAGGCACUGGGUGUACCUGCUCUGCUUCUCUGCAGGAAAUUACUACAAUCAAGGAGAGACUCGUAAGAAAGAACUUUUGCAGAGCUGUGAUGUUUUGGGGAUUCCACUCUCCAGUGUAAUGAUUAUUGACAACAGGGAUUUCCCAGAUGACCCAGGUGUGCAGUGGGACACAGAGCAUGUGGCCAGCGUCCUCCUCCAGCACAUAGAAGUGAAUGGCAUCAAUCUGGUGGUGACUUUCGAUGCAGGGGGAGUAAGUGGCCACAGCAAUCACAUUGCUCUGUAUGCAGCUGUGAGGGCCCUGCACUCAGAAGGGAAGUUACCUAAAGGGUGUUCUGUGCUCACACUUCAGUCUGUGAAUGUGCUGCGCAAGUACAUCUCCCUUCUGGAUUUGCCCUUGUCUCGGCUUCAUACUCAGGAUGUCCUCUUUGUGCUCAACAGCAAAGAAGUGGCACAGGCCAAGUCAGUGCUCGAAGUGCUUUUGUGGUCAUUCGUGGACACUCGCAGAGGGGUGAAACAGAGCCAUGUCCUGCCACCGCAGCCAGCUCCUCUGGUUCCGCCGCCUCUACAUUCUCUUCUCCCGGUACAUGAGAAUCAACUCACUGAGCUUCCUCUGAAGCCUUGAAGGGUUUUCAGAUCCAAGGAACAAAGGGGAAAAUAGACAAAGGUGUGCAGGGGACCUGGCCUGGCACUGGCUUAUUUGCCUGAGCUCAAGGAGAUCCCCACUGGAGCAGCCUCUGCAAAAGGGAGCCCAUGUAGGCCAGGGGCUGUCCAAACUCCAGCUUCUUCCCCUGGGAAAAAACCCAAAGAACCAAAAACAAACCACCCCAAGGAUAAUAAUAGCUACCCUGCUAGCUUCUCAAGUUCUUGUGAAUCACAAUUUACAUAAUGACACAGUAUAUGUGGAACACCUAGCCCAGUGUCUGGGCAGGUCCCUAUUAUCAUAAAUGAAUGUAAAAGUGCUCUAAAAACACUCCACAGAUGUGACUUUUACAUUGUUUCCAAAGUAAGGUCACCAAAAACACAUACAUAAAAUGCAACAGUGUGUGUUGAAUUGGUUCAA